Patella vulgata (common limpet) is the source of this 4578-nucleotide messenger RNA. RefSeq lists its product as uncharacterized. The transcript has 8 exons. Lineage: Eukaryota; Metazoa; Mollusca; Gastropoda; Patellidae. The record is from RefSeq and is a predicted model, not a curated record. The coding region runs from base 128 to 2260 and encodes 710 amino acids. Gene Ontology annotation, molecular function: GTP binding.
CUCAUUUGGAAAGUCUGUAGCAUCGAAAUGUGCGUUUGGCGCUAAAAUAUUAGAAGAUGGAUCCAAACUGGUGGAUACACCAGGCUUAUUCAAUACAAGGAAAUCUAAUAAGGAAACUGUAACAGAAAUGGUUCGCUGUAUCGGUCUGACAUCUCCAGGACCACACGUUUUUGUAGUUUUUACAUGUAAAAAUAAAUUGGAUUGUGGAGAUGUUACGCUAGAACAGUAUUUAGACCAAUGUCCAGAAGAAAUAAAAUCAAUCAUAGACGAAUGUAAAGGUCGUUGUGUUGCCAUUAAUAAUUAUGCCGAUCCUGUAAAUCUGGCAAAAGAUGUCGAAGAUGUGCUGAAAGUGUUUAGGGGAUCCAUUCAAAGUAAUAAUGGUAAAUACUAUACAGGGACCAUGUAUGAAGCCGCUGAAGAAAUCUUUAAAGAAAAGAUGCAGAAAAUAGAGGAGGAGAAACAUAAGAGAGAAAGGGAGCUCGAUGAGAAAGAACGGAAACUCGAAGACGAAAUGAAAGAAAAAACACAGAAGGUUGAGAAAGAAGCGGAAAAACAACGAUUGAAGGACGAGGAAAAUCAACGAAAUAAACGAAAAUUAGAAGAAAGGCGACUAGAGAUAGAGCGAGAAAAAGAAAGAAAAAACAAAGAGAUAGAAGACCGGAAAAGGAGACUUGACGAGAAGAAUAAAAAAAGGAAGAAAUUAGCCGUGGAGAACCAUAAGAAACGUAUUGAUUUAGAUGGGAAAAUAGAAGAACAAAAAAUAGGACAGAAUCGGCUAGAGGGGGAACUCAAGUUCCAAACACAGGUGUUUGAAAUGGUAAGAAAACAGCAGUGGAUUGGAAUAGAACAGCGGAUAAUAGAAAACCAGAGAAGAAUGCGUGAGAUGGUGGAACAGUAUAGAAGACUCAAUGAGGAGUGCAGAGAAAGGCAGAAAACGACCGUGGAAGCCCCGAAGAAACGUCUCCAAGCUGAAGCUGAAGGAAAAACGCGGGAGUUGGAGGAAAAGAACAAGGGACUUAAAGUGGAAAGGGUAGUAGAACCAAUAAGGCUGCGAAUAGUAGUGGUAGUUGGAACUGGGGUAGGAAGAGAUGAAGUUGUAAACAGAUUUCUACAGUAUAACGCGUUUGUAUCUGGGUGUAUAGUAGAUACACCCGGGUGGUUUGGAAGCGCUGCAACAUCCCCAGGGCAAUGGCACACAAAGGAAAAAGGGAGAAGAAACCAAAAAAUGUUUCGAAGCAUCAGUCUCACGUCUGAUAUUUUUAGAAGACGUGUGACUGGAACAGAAAAAAGUGAAGUUGUGAAAUCUGGAGAAAACGGUACACCUCUAUUGUCAUCCAUUUGUUCUAGUUUUAACUCAAUUUUUACGGUCUACCAACGAAAACCUUAUAUCGUCCUGUUAUUGUUGAUGACAUUAAGUUCAGUAGCAUCGGAACCACAUGUUAAGUUGAACUACACCAAGAAUCCAGUGAUCAGUACAUUACGUCAAAGGAUUGAUUUGGAAUGGAUAUAUGAAACUAACCAUUCUCUCCAAAGUAUAAUUUUUACGCGUUAUAGAAACACCGCCGAUCCUAAGGUGCCUGUAGGAGAAUGGACACAGGAAAAGGGGUUCAAGUCUGACCCUUUUAUAUCAACUAUAUUACACCUUAAUUUUAAGGAUGUGAAUAUGGGGGUGCGUGUUCUAUGUUUGACGUUGGAAAACCCAAUUCAUAUAGACUAUGAUCUCCUAUAUGAAUGUGAAAUAAAAUGCACAGAUUCAACAGAAACGAGUUCAGCAAUAAUAGAAUUCAAAGCAUUGGGACCAAAAUGGACCGUCAGAAAAAAGGAAGUGUAUUCACGAUUGGGACAAGCUGCUAAAUUUAUGUGGGAAAAUACUUAUCCUUUCACAUCAGAAGCCGUAAUUAUCACCAGACAGAAAGAUGGAGAACUAGAGGAACUAGGCUUUUGGUACAACGGAGAGUUUACACCAAGCAACCUGUUGCUCAACAAGGUCACCUUGAACAAGAUGCCAAUGAAAGACAAUGUUGAGAGAAUCCAUCUGACGUUGGCAAACGUCUCCCAAGAAGAUUUCGGAUGGGACUACACAUGUAAACUCAUUCUGGGUGAUGGAGAACAAUCAUCUACUGUAACAAGAUUAACACAACGUGAAGAAUAUGUAUUAGAAUUUGAAACCGCUGCAGCAACAAGAUCAUCAGUGGGUUUCUGUACCAUAUUAACUGUUGCUGUGGCUUCUAUCAUCUCUUAUAUGAAAAACUGGAUUUAGCAGGAAGAGCUAGUGAUUUUUCUAUUUUUUUGAUCUUACGAUCCUUUUUUUUACGGGAUCACUAUUUCUUUGCCAAUCAAUGUUUACUUUCAUAGUUUAACAAUUUCACAAAAGCAAAACUAUACUAGCUCUCACUGGCCGUUAGAAAAAAGCAUCCGGUGUCAUUACGUUUAAGGCCCGUAAUAUUCUCUAACAAACAAAUUCAGAAGUCUCCAAUUUUAAAAUGCGUCGAUAUUCAAAUGGAUAUUAUUAAUUCCCACAAUAAUCUUGAUAUUGUCAAUGGAGUAAAAAAGAAAGCUAAAAUAUACAACAACUAGGAGCUCGUUUGAUACAACCUAUUAUAAUAUUAAUAAUAACUAGAUCUGUCAGGCAGAUAUAAAAGAUUUCAUAUUCAUGGUCACUUCCUCUCAUAGGUUAACAUAUCAAAAAGAAAUUAUAAUUAUAAAAAUUGGUCAGAACUCACUAUCUCCUUUCUAAUUAGUUCGCGUUUCUCGUCCACCCACAACCUCUGAAACGACAUAUCACACAUGUAUGUUGCUAUUGGUAUUUACAGAAUACUUUUCGAGCCAAUUUCUGUCGCCAUUUUGGAGUUUGGCGGCAAUAUUGGAUCAACCGUUUGUGAAAUGAAUAUGAAACCAAAAUGAGUCGGGUGAUCAACAAUAUCUAAAAAAUGAUAUAAUACACGGGUGAUUUUGCCAGUAAUGUUUGUCAAUGUCAAUUUCAGACCAUUUUGGGCAGUCAUCUUGGAUUUUCGGCUACCCAGGAGUUAGCCAGUAGAUUUCAGAGGUAUAACAAACUACAAAUAUCUUCACUAGUGUCGUUUCUAUCAGAAACCACUGUGAAACCUUGUUCCCAGAGAAAAAGUUACGGAUCUAGGGAUUAUGACCCGACUAUAUCCAGAAAUGUUUUAAUUACGGGAAUAGAAGGCGGAAGAUGCAAAAUUGGUUUUUACUUCCGGGAUGAGAUGCGACGUAAUUUUCGAAAUUCGGAAAUAGCAGAUUUAAAGUAAAUAUUUCAAAGUACGCACAGAACAGUUUUUUUUAGAAGAAUACCUAUGUAGGUCAUUUCGGUGAUUUCGGAUUCGUAAAACGUUUUGAAAAUAUAUUCAUUCCAAAGUCACCACCUGUAAUAAUAAUAAUAGUACUAAUGAUUAUAUAACUUUAACAAAAACAAUAAGUGUUAUUUUAUGGAAUAUAAUUAAUUUGAUACUAAAAGAAAUACACUUUUGAGUCAUUCCAUAUCAACUGGACCAAUUGUGGGAACAUGACCCCCUCCCAAAACAUUAUAAAAAAUAUAUGUCAUAGUAUAUUGCCUUAAACUAAGAAAUUCGAAAUUUUACCCCUCUAGGUUGGAAACUCACUGAGAAAUGGCCAUUUGAAAUCAGGGUACUGAAACGGAUCAUAAAUUCUAUAUUUUUUUUCAGGUUUUCGAAUGCAUUAAACUCACAUUUCUAAUAGGAGUAGAACUCCCUAACUUCGUAAUCUAAGACAACUUUUGGUGUAGAUUAUGAAUUUAGCACCACACACAAUGUGCGAUUCACACAGUUCGUGCCACAAAUGUGGAACAAAUAAACUAUUCACUUUUUUCCAGGAUUUCCACAGCCACUGACAAACUAAAUUGUUCAAGUUUUUUUUUCCUGUAGACACUUAUUUAAGUGGUUUUUUUAUCUUGCUGAAGUGGUACCUUUCAUUAUCAAUUAAAAACAUCUGUUGUUCAUAAUAUUUUUUUCGGGAGGGGGGGGGGGGCAAAUAGAUAGCGCGCUGAAUUAUAAGGUCUGUUAUUCAGUCAACUUGCGUGGUUUCGAUUUCCCGGAUGUAUGUGACAAGGAGUAGUGUCGCCUGUCCAACCUCGUGGAUUUUCUCCGGGUCCUUCGGUUUCCUUCCACCGCUAAAGACCCCUACGGGCAAGCGAAUUAUUGAAACAAAAUAGAACCAUAUGUUAGUCCCAAAAUGACCUGGUUUUAUCCGAUUUGACAUAUGUCGCAUUUUUAGAUUUUGGAUCCCCUACAGUUUUUAUCAGAUUUAAUGUUGUGGUUUCUUUAUAAGUUUACUGAAAUACUUUUACUUGUCUUUUAUAGAUGAUGGUAUCUUAUAAGUUUACUAAUAUGCUUUUACAUGUCUUAUAUGGUAUCUUACUAAUAAACUUUUACAUCUAUUAUAUGUUAUGGUAGUUUACUGAUAUACUGUUUUUAUAUGUCUAUUAUAUGUUAUGGUUUUCUUUGCUAAACCUUCGCUUUUUUAUUUCUAUAGAAUCUAUUCGUUUUUUCGAAUUGUAAAAGCGCCAUAGAGCAGCUGUUUCCAGCUGGAUUUUGGGGCUAU